Molecule: messenger RNA, 3003 nt
Organism: Dioscorea cayenensis subsp. rotundata (Guinea yam)
Lineage: Eukaryota; Viridiplantae; Streptophyta; Magnoliopsida; Dioscoreales; Dioscoreaceae
Product: protein CHROMATIN REMODELING 25
Exons: 23
Coding region: 17-2899 (960 amino acids)
Biological process (GO): double-strand break repair via synthesis-dependent strand annealing; reciprocal meiotic recombination
Cellular component (GO): nucleus
Molecular function (GO): ATP-dependent chromatin remodeler activity; ATP binding; DNA translocase activity
Source: RefSeq, a predicted model, not a curated record
GCUCAGAACGAGAGAGAUGGCGUCGAGAGAAGAAGAAUCCGAUUCUGAGGAUGCGCUCUCCUCCGAUUCCGAUCUGAUUGAUGGAGGAGAUGAAGACUACGAGGAUGAGGAUGAUGGAGGUGACGACCAUGCCGAUCCUGAAGCCUCCGGAGAGUCGCCCUUGUCCCAAGAUGAGCUCAAAUCCAAGAACGUUGCCGAUCUUGUGAGAGGCAAUCUCGUUGUAAGGAGGCAGCCACUGAUACCCCGAGUUCUUUCAGUAUCUGAUGGAGCUGCAGUUGCUAGAAAACCAUUUAAACCUCCUUGUUCAAAGAGAUAUAGUGAUCAUAAUGAUGAACUUGCUCGCCGUCUUUCAGUGCGUAAGAGGUUUGUUCCAUGGGGUUCUGCAAGGCCAGUGUUCAUUGCAGUAGAUAAACUUGUGAAUAUCCCAAAGGUUAUUGAAAAUGAUCUCCCAGAAACAAAGUCAUCUUUGCCCCCGGGGAUUGAGCCUUUGAUUUUAUGGGAAUCUGAAGGACCCAAUGAGGAAAAUGACCAGUUGACUCGGAUUGAGGUUGACCCCUUGCUUGUUUGCUAUCUUCGGCCUCAUCAAAGAGAAGGUGUUCAGUUCAUGUUUGAAUGUGUUUCUGGGCUAUCCAGUGCCGAAGGUAUUUCCGGAUGCAUUCUUGCAGAUGAUAUGGGAUUGGGGAAAACUCUACAAUCAAUCACUCUCCUCUAUACUCUUCUAUGUCAGGGCUUUGAUGGUAAGCCAAUGGUUAAAAGAGCUGUAAUUGUCACUCCCACAAGCCUUGUUAGUAAUUGGGAAUCAGAGAUCAAUAAGUGGGUUGGAGAAAGAAUUCAGUUGCUAUCUCUGUGUGAAAGUACUAGGGCAGAUGUUGUAUCUGGAAUUGACAAUUUCCUAAGGCCUUGCAGUCCUUUUCAGGUCCUUAUCAUUUCAUACGAGACAUUCCGAAUGCACUCUUCAAAAUUUGAAAAAUGUGGUUCUUGUGAUCUUCUAAUUUGUGAUGAGGCACACAGGCUGAAAAAUGAUCAGACACGGACAAACCAGGCACUGGCUGCUCUUCCAUGCAGCCGGCGCAUCUUGUUGUCAGGAACGCCUAUGCAGAAUGAUUUGGAGGAAUUUUUUGCCAUGGUGAAUUUCACAAAUCCUGGGAUUUUGGGGGAUGUGUCAUAUUUUCGCCGAUACUAUGAGGCACCAAUAAUUGCUGGUAGGGAGCCUAUGGCAACUAAAGAAGAAAAAAAAUUAGGCAUUGAAAGGUCUACAGAGCUUAGUGCAAAAAUAAAUCAGUUUGUAUUAAGAAGGACAAAUGCCUUGUUGUCCAAUCACUUACCACCGAAGAUUGUGGAAGUUGUUUGUUGUAAAAUGACCAGUCUCCAACAAAAAUUGUACAAGCAUUUCAUACAGUCCAAGAAUGUAAAGCGUAUGAUAUCUGAAGAGAUAAAGCAAUCCAAAAUAUUGGCAUAUAUUACUGCUCUCAAGAAGUUAUGCAAUCAUCCAAAGCUCAUUUAUGAUACUAUCAAAAGUGGAAGCCCAGGCACAUCUGGUUUUGAAGAUUGCAUACGCUUUUUCCCUGCAGAGCUUUUCUCAGGGAGAUCUGGUUCUUGGACCGGUGGUGGUGGAAUCUGGGUAGAACUAUCUGGCAAAAUGCAUGUCUUAGCUCGAUUAUUGGCCCAUCUUCGUCAGAAGACAGAUGAUCGAAUUGUUCUUGUAUCAAACUACACUCAGACACUGGAUCUUUUUGCUCAAUUGUGCCGGGAAAGAAGGUACCCAUAUUUGAGACUUGAUGGGACCACAUCGAUUGGUAAAAGGCAAAAGCUAGUCAACCGUUUCAAUGAUCUCUCAAAGGAUGAAUUUGUAUUUCUCCUUAGCAGCAAGGCCGGUGGUUGUGGACUAAACCUGGUAGGUGGCAAUCGUUUAGUUCUUUUUGACCCUGAUUGGAACCCUGCUAAUGAUAAGCAGGCUGCUGCAAGGGUCUGGAGAGAUGGCCAGAAGAAGCGAGUAUUUAUUUAUCGAUUUUUAAGCACUGGAACAAUUGAAGAGAAGGUAUACCAGCGGCAGAUGUCAAAGGAGGGACUCCAGAAGGUUAUUCAGCAAGAGCAAGCAGAUAAUCAGAGGGGAAAUUUUCUUUCAAUGGAAGAUCUGCGUGAUCUUUUCUCAUUUCAUGAAGAUGUGAGAUCUGAGAUUCAUGAAAAUAUGAAUUGCAACCGUUGCAAAAUGACUGAUGUAGUGCAAGGCAAUAGUAUUUUGGAUGAGUCAAUGAUUGCUGAAAAUAAGGAUACAACAGAUAAAGGGCAAUUAAAUCAACAGGUUGAUGAUAUUGGUGGGUUUGCUCAAAUUGCUGGAUGCUUGCAUAAAUUGAAAAGCUCAGAAAAACAGCUUGGAUCUCCCCUGGAAGAAGAUUUAGCAAGCUGGGGCCAUCACUUUAACCUAAGUACAGUUCCUGAUUUGAUUCUUCAAGCUUCAGCUGGCGAUGAGGUUUCAUUUGUUUUUACCAAUCAAGUUGAUGGAAAACUAAUUCCUGUUGAAUCAGAAAAAAAACCUGCAAAUCAACAGAUGGAUGCUGAAAAGCAUCCAAAUGACAAUUGUCAUCGGAAUCGUUCACAGGGGCUGACAAUGCCCUUGCUGAAGGGUACCCCUCCAAAUUCACAGAAAACAUUUCCAAAUGGUUUCCAUGUACCAAAAAAGCUCAGCAUCUCUCCCAAAGAGCAAUCAUCCCUCAAACGAAUUGUUCUUGAUACAGAAACCCUAGUUUUGACCAUUGUUACCAGAAUAAUUCACAAUGCAGAGGAUGAGUGCACGUUAAAUCAAGAGGGAAUGUAUCUUGAAGUCCAAUUUCAGCAAUCAGUCUCAACAUAUUCUGACCAAGAAGUCAAAUCCAGUCCCACAUUCAUUAGGGUGACAUGAUGUAUUAUUUGUCCUUUCUCUUGUUUACCUCAUUUGUAUCCUUUUUUUUAAUUAAAAUAUGUACUAUUUUAUGAAACGAUGUGCAAGGAUAAGAAAAACAUUUU